This is a messenger RNA of Athene cunicularia (burrowing owl), 1617 nucleotides long. RefSeq names its product prolyl-tRNA synthetase associated domain-containing protein 1-like. NCBI's taxonomy places the organism in Eukaryota, Metazoa, Chordata, Aves, Strigiformes, Strigidae. The transcript has 2 exons. The record is from RefSeq and is a predicted model, not a curated record. The annotation marks the transcript as partial. Gene Ontology annotation, molecular function: aminoacyl-tRNA deacylase activity.
GGCAUCGUCACGGUCACGGCCGAGCACCCCCAGGUGUUCACUGUUGAAGAAAUGAUGCCCCACGUCCAACACAUGAAAGGCGCUCACAGUAAAAACCUUUUUCUUAAAGACAAAAAGAAGAAAGGGUUCUGGCUGGUGACUGUUUUGCACAACAGGCAAAUCAGUUUAAACGAUCUUGCUAAAAAACUGGGUGUCGGAAGUGGAAACCUAAGGUUUGCGGAUGAAAAUGCCAUGCUGGAAAAACUCCACGUGGGCCAGGGCUGUGCGACACCCCUUGCCCUCUUCUGCGACCAGGGAGAUGUGAGGUUUGUGCUGGAUGCUGCCUUUCUGGAAGGUGGCCAUGAAAAGGUGUAUUUUCAUCCAAUGACAAAUUCUGCAACCAUGGGCUUAAGCCCCAGCGACUUUCUGAAGUUUGUGAGAUCAACAGGCCAUGAUCCAAUCAUCAUACAUUUUGACGAACACAUGAAGUAGAUGCUGUUUUCUGUCACUAGGAACUGAUUUUGUAGAGCAUAAAAGCAAAAUUGGUGAAAGUCUCAUUACUUAAAAGUUUUUAAAGUUCUGUCUCCUUACCAUUAGUAAAAUUGCCAAUUAUGUUUCUACUUUUUAAAAAAUUGUGUUUAUAUUGUAUAAUCUGGUGUGAAAAAAAUACUGUCCUGGUUUAUUAAAUGUUUUAACAGAGUAUCUUUUGAUGGUUUUAAGUUUAUAUUGGAUAAUCUGGCGAGGAGAAAAAAAACACAACCGUCUUUGUGGUAUUAGAUGUUUUAACAGAGUAUUCUUUACAAGACAAGACAUGUUUGCAAUCUGCCACUAAGUAACCAGUAAGUAGAGAAGGUGUUAUUUAAAGGAUGUUAUAGUCUUUAUUAAUAAAAUGGAGAAAUCUGGAGCUUUCUGGUUGUGGUACUGGCCUUGAAGGUUUAAACUUCAAAGAACAGUAUCAGGAAAUAACAAAUUAACUUCAAGUUCUAAAAUAUUUGUCAGUACACACAGGACAGAUGUUUAGAUUGUGUACCCGUACCCAUUCAUCCCCUGCUACAUACUGCUUUCUUUUUAUUACUUUUUACCUAGAAAAAAUUUACCAUUUGCCUAUGCUACGGAAAACGCAUUUGAUUGUCUAUGUUUUUAGUUGCGUUUUCAGUCUCCUCCCCUUGGGAGAUGAUGUAACCUGCUGGUAACUGCCCCAUGAUGAGAGGCACAGGCCUUGCUCAUUUUUAGAGCCCCCCAUAAGGGGCAGGACACCUGGUGUCACCAGCCAGCCACAGCUUGGGGGGAGCCAGGUUGCUCCACGGAGUAACAUUACUGUGGGUUCCUGACCCUGUGUCGUUUGUCAUGGGGACAGCUGGCACAGCUCAUCUCUCCUGCCUCAAUGUAUAAAAACCCUCCCAACAUUGCAUGUUGAAGGAAGAAGUGGCAGAAAUUGUGCAGUCCAAUAGACAUACUGUGGUAAGCAGAACCCCCACAACACCUGAAGAGGGGAGAGGUGAAAGUGAGGGACAAAAUCUGAAGAUGACGGGGAAAAAGGCUUUCGAAUGGACCCUAAUGGUCAUGUACAAACUGUGCCACAAGGUAAGUGGUAGUGUCUACACAACGUGGGACAGAAUGGAAAUAAAGAUUAUGGAA